This is a messenger RNA of Penicillium taxi, 435 nucleotides long. RefSeq lists its product as uncharacterized. NCBI's taxonomy places the organism in Eukaryota, Fungi, Ascomycota, Eurotiomycetes, Eurotiales, Aspergillaceae. The coding region runs from base 1 to 435 and encodes 144 amino acids. The transcript has 4 exons. The record is from RefSeq and is a predicted model, not a curated record.
AUGUUCGAACAUAGUGGAACUCGAUAUACCAAAUGCUCCAACGUGAAGAAUAAGACAUUAGGAAAGAUCUAUUCUACUACGACUAUACUUGCGCCAGAUUUUGGACUCAAAGAACAAGAAAAGGAAUAUCUUGGUGAAACCAUAGAUCAAAGUCAGAAUUACAAGAGGAUAUAUCGGGAGAGUCUAGAGAGGCAGCUAGUACAGUAUCAAUCUCAGAAUCCAGCCAACCUACUAAGCCAAACGGAGGCUAUAUCAAGAAAGAGAAAGCGAACUAAAAAAAAGGAUCCCUUUACACUAACUCGGGACACCUCUUCACCAUCAGAAGAUGAACUUACAAGACACUUCGCUUCUAGAAGGAUAACGCUAGACAAUUUCCAACACUUGCUCAAAUCGCCUAGGACUAUUUUGCUGUUCCUGCUAGCGGAGCAGGUAUAG